This is a messenger RNA of Mauremys mutica (yellowpond turtle), 5274 nucleotides long. RefSeq names its product deleted in malignant brain tumors 1 protein-like. The record is from RefSeq and is a predicted model, not a curated record. NCBI's taxonomy places the organism in Eukaryota, Metazoa, Chordata, Testudines, Geoemydidae. Gene Ontology annotation, cellular component: membrane. The coding region runs from base 222 to 4724 and encodes 1500 amino acids. The transcript is spliced from 20 exons.
CACACACCCACUGGAUCACUGCAGGGGGGUGCGGAGGGAGGGGUCUCUGCAGUGAGAGGCCUGUCACCCCCCCAUCCCCUUGGGUCCCUGCCCCUUUGGAUGCCUGCCCCAUCUCCCCAGCCUCCCAGUCUGUGACCAUCACACGGAGCUCAGCCUGCCUCUCUCACAAGGACGAUCGCCUGCCCUAACGCCUGGCCACGCUGCCCCACUAGGACUGUGCUAUGAACAUGGGGUUUCCCGGGUGCCUCCUGCUCCGAGCGCGGCACCCACUUGGCAGGAGCUCGGCUGCCUGCACUGGAGCCGGGAACACAAGGAUCCCCAUCCUCCUGGCCUGGCUUUGGGCUUCCAUGACAGGAUUACCCAUGGCAGACCCAGCCAUCCCAGAACUAACUCAGCUCCGACUGGUGAACAGCCCAAGUGGCUGCGCUGGGAGAGUCGAGGUGCUUCACAACCAGCAGUGGGGAACCGUGUGUGAUGACGGCUGGGACAUAAAGGAUGCCACAGUCGUAUGCAAGCAGUUGGGCUGUGGGACAGCGUUAUCAGCCCCACGAGGGGCUCGAUUUGGGCGAGGGUCAGACCGUGUCUGGCUGGAUGAGGUCAACUGCGCAGGGACAGAAGCUGCCCUCACCAAUUGUGAGAUUCGGCCUUGGGGACAGAAUGACUGUACCCACAAAGAAGAUGCCGGUGUUGUGUGCUCAGAUUCUGGCAUCUCAGAAGUGGCUCAGAUCCGACUGGUGAACAGUUGGAGUCGCUGCGCUGGGAGGGUCGAGGUGCUUCCCAACCAUCAGUGGGGAACCGUCUGUGAUGACAACUGGGACUUAAAGGAUGCUGAAGUCGUGUGCAGGCAGCUGGGCUGUGGGACGGCGUUAUCAGCCCCAGGAGGGGCUCGAUUUGGGCCAGGGUCAGACCAUAUCUGGCUGGAUGAGGUUCACUGCGCAGGGACAGAAGUUGCCCUCUCCAAUUGCAGGGCUCAGCCUUGGGGAGACAGUAACUGUAACCAUGGAGAAGACGCCGGUGUUGUGUGCUCAGACGCUGGCAUCUCAGAAGUGGCUCAGAUCCGACUGGUGAACAGCAGGAGUCGCUGCGCUGGGAGGGUCGAGGUGCUUCGCAACCAGCAGUGGGGAACUGUGUGUGAUAACAGCUGGGACUUACAGGAUGCCAGAGUCGUAUGCAGGCAGCUGGGCUGUGGGACAGCAUUAUCAGCCCCAGGAGGGGCUCGAUUUGGGCCAGGAUCAGACCGUAUCUGGCUGGAUGACGUCAACUGCACAGGGACAGAAGUUGCCCUCUCUGAUUGCAGGGCUCAGCCUUGGGGAGUGAAUAACUGUACCCACGGAGAAGAUGCCGGUGUCGAGUGCUCAGACGCUGGCAUCUCAGAAGUGGCUCAGCUCCGACUGGUGAACAGCAGGAGUCGCUGCGCUGGGAGAGUCGAGGUGCUUCACAACCAUCAGUGGGGAACCGUGUGUGAUGACAGCUGGGACCCACAGGAUGCCGGAGUUGUGUGCAGGCAGCUGGGCUGUGGGACGGCGUUAUCAGCCCCACGAGGAGCUCGAUUUGGGCAAGGAUCAGAUCAUAUCUGGCUGAAUAACGUGAACUGCGCAGGGACAGAAGUUGCUCUCUCUGAUUGCAGGAUUUGGCUUGGGGGAGACAGUAACUGUAACCAUGGAAAAGAUGCCGGUGUUGUGUGCUCAGGCUCUGACAUCUCAGAAGUGGCUGAGCUCCGACUGGUGAACAGCAGGAGUCGCUGCGCUGGGAGAGUUGAGGUGCUUCACAACCAGCAGUGGGGAACCGUGUGUAAUGACAACUGGGACUUACAGGAUGCUGGAGUCGUGUGCAGGCAGCUGGGCUGUGGGACAGCGUUAUCAGCCCCAGGAGGGGUUCGAUUUGGGCAAGGAUCUGACCAUAUCUGGCUGGAUGACAUCAACUGCACAGGGACAGAAGCUGCCCUCUCCGAUUGCUGGGCUCGGCCUUGGGGAGACAAUAACUGUACCCACAGAGAUGAUGCCAGUGUUGUGUGCUCAGACGCUGGCAUCUCAGAAGUGACUCAGCUCCGACUGGUGAAUGGCCCGAGUCGCUGCGCUGGAAGGGUCGAGGUGUUUCACAACCAGCAGUGGGGAACUGUGUGUGAUAACAGCUGGGAGUUACAGGAUGCCGGAGUCGUGUGCAGGCAGCUGGGCUGUGGGACAGCGUUAUCAGCCCCAGGAGGGGCUCGAUUUGGGCGAGGAUCAGACCAUAUCUGGCUGGAUGACGUCAACUGCACAGGGACAGAAGUUGCCCUCUCCGAUUGCAGGGCUCGGCCUUGGGGAGACAGUAACUGUACCCAUGGAGAAGAUGCCGGUGUUGUGUGCUCAGAUGUGAGGCUGGUAGGUGGCCCCCACCGCUGCGCCGGGCGGGUGGAGGUGCGUCUGGAUGGGCCCUGGGGCACCGUGUGUGAUGACGGCUGGGACCUGGGCGACGUGGCUGUGGUGUGCAGGCAGCUGGGCUGCGGGCCGGCCAUGGAAGCGCUGAGUAGUAAAGUGUUCGGCCAGGGCAAUGAGUCAGACCCUGUCCUGAUGAUGAACGUGCAGUGCCAGGGGACAGAGGCAGCGCUGGGGAGCUGCCCGUACGAGGAUCCAGGGGACUUCUGCCUGCAUGAUGAGGACGCGGGGGCCCGUUGUCAAGCUGCCAAUGUGGGAGUCUCUUCCUCAGCCCCUGGAGUCUCCCCGCACAGCCCCGGAGCAGGUGUCUCAGCAGCUUUGCCUGUCGUGAGGCUGGUAGGUGGCCCCCACCGCUGUGCCGGGCAGGUGGAGGUGCGUCUGGACGGGCGCUGGGGCACCGUGUGUGACGACGGCUGGGACCUGGGUGAUGUGGCUGUGGUGUGCAGGCAGCUGGGCUGUGGGCAGGCCAUGGAAGCGCUGAGUGGUAAAGUGUUCGGCCAGGGCAAUGAGGCAGACCCUGUCCUGAUGAUGAACGUGCAGUGCCAGGGGACAGAGGCAGCGCUGGGGAACUGCUCGUACAUGGAUCCUGGGGACCUCUGCCAGCAUGAUGAGGACGCUGGGGCCCGUUGCCAAGGUGCCUCCUCAGAGGUGAGGCUGGUAGGUGGCCCCCACCGCUGCGCCGGGCGGGUGGAGGUGCGUCCGGACAGGCGCUGGGGCACCGUGUGUGACAACGGCUGGGACAUGAAAGAUGUGGCUGUGGUGUGCCGGCAGCUGGGCUGUGGGCCGGCCAUGGAAUCGCUGAGUAGUAAAGUGUUCGGCCCGGGCGUCAAGUCAGACCCUGUCCUGAUGACGAAAGUUCAGUGCCAGGGGACAGAGGCAGCGCUGGGGAACUGUUCGUACAUUGAUCCAGGGGACCUCUGCCAGCAUGAUAAGGACGCUGGGGCCCGUUGCCAAGACGUGAGGCUGGUAGGUGGCCCCCACCGCUGCGCCGGGCGGGUGGAGGUGCGUCUGGAUGGGCCCUGGGGCACCGUGUGUGAUGACGGCUGGGACCUGGGCGACGUGGCUGUGGUGUGCAGGCAGCUGGGCUGUGGGCCGGCCAUGGAAGCGCUGAGUAGUAAAGUGUUUGGCCAGGGCAACGAGUCACACCCGAUCCUGAUGAUGAACGUGCAGUGCCAGGGGACAGAGGCAGCGCUGGGGAGCUGCCCAUACGAGGAUCCAGGGGACCUCUGCCAGCAUGAUGAGGACGCUGGGGCCCGUUGCCAAGCUGCCAAUGUGGGAGUCUCCUCCUCAGCCCCUGGAGUCUCCCCGCGCAGCCCCGGAGCAGGUGUCUCAGCAGCUUUGCCCGUCGUGAGGCUGGUAGGUGGCCCCCACCGCUGUGCCGGGCGGGUGGAGGUGCGUCUGGACGGGCACUGGGGCACCGUGUGUGACGACGGCUGGGACCUGGGCGAUGUGGCCGUGGUGUGCAGGCAGCUGGGCUGUGGGCAGGCCAUGGAAGCGCUGAGUGUUAAAGUGUUCGGCCAGGGCAAUGAGGCAGACCCUGUCCUGAUGACGAACGUGCAGUGCCAGGGGACAGAGGCAGCGCUGGGGAACUGCUCGUACAUGGAUCCAGGGGACCUCUGCCAGCAUGAUGAGGACGCUGGGGCCCGUUGCCAAGGUGCCUCCUCAGAGGUGAGGCUGGUAGGUGGCCCCCACCGCUGCGCCGGGCGAGUGGAGGUGCGUCCGGACAGGCGCUGGGGCACCGUGUGUGACAACGGCUGGGACAUGAAAGAUGUGGCUGUGGUGUGCCGGCAGCUGGGCUGUGGGCCGGCCAUGGAAUCGCUGAGUAGUAAAGUGUUCGGCCCAGGCGUCAAGUCAGACCCUGUCCUGAUGACGAAAGUUCAGUGCCAGGGGACAGAGGCAGCGCUGGGGAACUGCUCGUACAUGGAUCCAGGGGACCUCUGCCAGCAUGAUAAGGACGCUGGGGCCCGUUGCCAAGAGCCCUUCUCGCUGCGGCUGGUGGACGGCCCAGGCAACUGCUCCGGGCGGCUGGAGGUGCGGUAUGAUGGAGUGUGGGGCACCGUGUGUGACGAUGACUGGUCAGAGACCAAUGCCCAAGUGGUCUGCCAGGAGCUGGGUUGUGGCCCAACCAAGCCAUUGGCCCCAAAGCUGCAGGACCGGCCCCGCUUUGGCCAGGGUACAGGGAAAAUCUGGCUGGACGACAUCCGCUGCAAAGGCACCGAGAAGACCUUGCAGAACUGUGCCCACCGCUACUGGGGCUACCACAACUGCACCCACCAGGAGGACAUCAGCGUGGUCUGCCAGGACAACUGAGCCAGCCACAGCUCCUCCACAGCCUCCCAUUGAUUCCCCCCGCCCCCGAGCUUUCAGUGCAUCCCCCUGCCACCAGGCUCUUCCUCUCUGCUGCCAGGCUCCCUGGCCCUGCCCGCCCAGCCCGGGGAUGGCUGUCGGCUGUGCAGGGGCAUGGCUUGGUGAGUGCCCGGGGGAUUCCCCUUUCAGGGAUGAACGCAGGCGCCCAGGGCAUUCCCCUCCCACUGGGCGCCACACUCUGUGGGCUGCAGCACAAAGCUGGCACGGCCUGGGGCUCGCGUCUCACUAGCAGUGGGGCCGCUCGCCCUGGCAGGCCCCGCUUGGAACACGCGUCUCCUGGGCCAUUGCUCCAACUGCAGCCAAGGCAGCCACCCUGAUAAACCCGCCAUCGCCGGGGUGGGGCUGCACCCCCACUCAGGGGCUGGGAUACACGACUGUCUCCCCCAGAAGGUCCGUGCUGCAUGGACAGGCAGGAGCCAGGAAGGGUAGAGCCCUGUGUGCCACACGCCAUCCCAAGCUGAGCAGAUGCGAAUAAAGAGCUGAAUCCGCUGGA